UCGAUUUUAGUCCUCUAACUUUGAAAGGGAUAAAAUGAUUUAAUCGUGCGGCUCUUCUAGACUUUCCAAAUGCUUUCGGACCAAAUGGAUCACUUGUGAUAGUGAAACGAGUUUUUUCGAGGGGAACUGUGACUGAAAAAGAAGUUUACUCUGUUCUUACAGUCGUUUCUUUCACAAUGUCGUAGCUACGUCCUGGAAAGUUUUGCCAAUAGAGGAGACAUGUGUGGGAAAGAUCUCUGAACAGGGAUCACGACAUACUAUUUAUGUACUAUUUAUGUAAACAAUGGAUCGGAAUGUAGUUUUGAAAAUAUGAAGGUAGUCAUCUUUGUGUUUACACUUUAUUCGGUUGCAGUUUCCAUCGUGCUCGGGACGAGACUGACAGUCAACAGCGAGAGACAUUCCCUCUUUUACACCUACACGGCUUUCUCCAAACCUGUCGGACUCCCGGGCAUCCACCAGUUCUCAGCCAUGGGUCUGCUGGACGGCAGGAUGAUCGACUACUUUGACAGCGAGCACCAGAAGAAAAUUCCCACACAGGACUGGAUGAAAGAGAGACUGCCUGCAGAUUACUGGGACAAAGGAACACAGUCCCGCCUGAGCAAACAGCAGUGGUUCAACGUCAACAUCGACAUCCUGAAGACACGAAUGAGACAGAAUGAUUCAGACGUCCAUGUUCUUCAGUGGAUGCACGGCUGUGAGGGCGACACGCAGCCUGACGGCACGAUUAGGUUCCACCGCGGCAUAGACAUGUACGCCUACGAUGGAAACGACUUCCUGUCCUUUGACGACGCCAACCAAGUCUGGGUCGCCCCAAUUGAAGCGGCCGUCCCGACCAAGAGGAAGUGGGAUGAUGUCCAGGUCCUAAAAGAUUACACCAAAGGCUACCUGGAGAACGAGUGCAUGGAGUGGUUGAGGAAGUUUGUGGACUAUGGGCGAAUGCAGCUUCAAAAUGCCACUCCACCUGAAGUCUACGUGUUCACAAAGAGCACAACAGUUGAGACAAAGGUCAUGUUGACGUGCCUGGCCACAGGUUUCUACUCAAAAGACGUCAUCCUGAAUAUCAAAAGAAACGGCCGUGUUCUAACUCAAGGGGACGGAGUGGUUACCUCGGGCGUUCGACCAAAUGAAGACGACACCUUCCAGAGAAGAGACAGUGUGGAGAUUUUAAGGAGGGACACGUCUACAUUCACCUGUGAAGUGACUCAUCCUGCAUCCAGGUUACAUGUUCAGAAGGAAUGGGUUUCCAUUCUCCUCGGGACGGGACUGAUGGUGAACAGUGAGAGGCAUUCCCUCUUUUACACCUACACGGCUCUCUCCAAACCUGUCGGACUCCCGGGCAUCCACCAGUUCACAGCCAUGGGUCUGCUGGACGGCAGGAUGAUCGACUACUUUGACAGCGAGCACCAGCAGAAAGUUCCCAAACAGGACUGGAUGAAAGAGAGACUGCCUGCAGAUUACUGGGACAAAGGGACACAGUCCCGUCUGAGCAAACAGCAGAGUUUAACAAUCAACCUCGACAUCCUGAUGAAACGUAUGGGACAUAAUGACUCAGACAUCCAUGUUCUUCAGUGGAUGCACGGCUGUGAGGGCGAAAAGCAGCCUGACGGCACGAUUAGGUUCCACCGCGGCGUGGACAUGUACGCCUACGAUGGAAACGACUUCCUGUCCUUUGACGACGUCAACCAAGUCUGGGUUGCUUCGACUGACGCGGCUGUCCCGACCAAGAGGAAGUGGGAUGGGGUCCAGGUCCUUAAAGAAUACACCAUGGGCUACCUGGAGAACGAGUGCAUGGAGUGGUUGAGGAAGUUUGUGGACUAUGGGCGAAUGCAGCUUCAAAACGCCACUCCACCUGAAGUCUACGUGUUCACAAAGAGCACAACAGUUGAGACAAAGGUCAUGUUGACGUGCCUGGCCACAGGUUUCUACCCAAAAGACGUCAUCCUGAAUAUCAAAAGAAACGGCCGUGUUCUAAUUAAAGAGGACGGAGUGGUUACCUCGGGCGUUCGCCCAAAUGAAGACGACACCUUCCAGAGAAGAGACAGUGUGGACAUUUUAAGGAGUGACACGUCUACAUUCACCUGUGAAGUGAAACACCCUGCAUCCAAGUUGCAUGUUCAGAAGGAAUGGGCUCAAGAGCCUCCCAGCACUGCAGGUAUUGCUGUAGUGGUUCCUUUUGUUCGGUUUGUAGGGGUGAGUGUGGGUGUGAUCGUGGGAACGCUUCUAGUGGCCUUUAGCAAGAGAUGCGUUACCGGGUCUACAGAUGGUGACUCUUCCAACGACCCUGCUGCCGCCGACAGUCUUGUGUAUGAGAAUGAGGAAGACGCAGUGUGAAGUUCCUGCAAACAACAUCCUUCCCAUCAGCAUGUUAGCAUUGUCAGUGUGAGCAUUUGAGUAUGCUAAUGUUAGCAUUUAGCUCAAAGCCGAGUGCAGCCUCACAGAGCUGCUAAAGUGGAUGGAGUCUCACAUGUGAGACAUCACAUCAUUUUUGAGACACUGUGCACAACUCUGUAGUUUGGAAAACCAGUGGACCACCUGCAGUCCCAAUGAAAUCUGAAAAUAUUCUUCUUUGGUGUCUUUUUAAGCUGAACCACGAAGUCGUUAUUAUAUCAAAGGGUUGUUAGAGUUUGGAUCAUGUGGGUAAGCAAAUGUUUAUCAGGUUAAAAUCUCGCAACAGCUCAAAUAGAGGAGGCUUCUAUGAACAGGCUGUAAAAUAUAAAUACACAUUUAGGGGGUAGAUAAGGGUUAGUGGGUUAAAGGUAACCGGGAUUAAAAGGAAGUGAAUUAAUUAAUGAAUUUAUACUAUUUCCUCCUCCUGGUUGUGGAUGGUUCCUCUGCUGUGUACAGAUGUAGAUUUAAUCAGAUCCGGGGUGCCGCUGUGCCAAUAUGUGCUCCUCCUGAGAGCAACACUCUCCCUUUGUAGUUUUCUGUGACGAGUGUUUUAAAAAGCUGUUUACAAUGUGGCAAAAUGACUUAAUGCUUGUUUAAGAUUGUCUGUUUGUGUUGAGCAACACUCAAUACAAAAUGUUUGUAUUUUGAACAUUUUCCUUGAUACCUUUUCCUUCAAGUAGACUAAUGAUACUAUUUGUUACCAUUAUAUCACAAUAUUGUCUACAAUAAUCGCAAUAUGACUUUUUCAAUAUGAGAUUAAUGUAAAGGAUUCUGAUGAUGAUUUUACAGAUUAGGUUUCUUACUGGUAACCAGUGCCUGUUCCUGCACCUAAUGGACUUUCAUACACUUGUUUUCGUAUUAUAAAAAUAUGCAUCUGUGUGUUCUUUGCUGUCUUACGCAGAUUUUGUAUUUUUACAUGUUUGUUUGAAUUGCUACUUUUUGGGUUCUUGAACAAUAUAGACAUAGACCUACAUGUAAUCAAACCUGAGCGU
Molecule: messenger RNA, 3380 nt
Organism: Micropterus dolomieu (smallmouth bass)
Lineage: Eukaryota; Metazoa; Chordata; Actinopteri; Centrarchiformes; Centrarchidae
Product: BOLA class I histocompatibility antigen, alpha chain BL3-6-like
Exons: 11
Coding region: 310-2331 (673 amino acids)
Biological process (GO): immune response
Cellular component (GO): external side of plasma membrane
Source: RefSeq, a predicted model, not a curated record